Molecule: messenger RNA, 1330 nt
Organism: Vigna unguiculata (cowpea)
Lineage: Eukaryota; Viridiplantae; Streptophyta; Magnoliopsida; Fabales; Fabaceae
Source: RefSeq, a predicted model, not a curated record
AUUAAGCAUCAGCUUUUCCCCCCUCGUUUCCCGCGAGAAAGUGCCCUCUCCUUAUAUCUAAUCAACGAACUCCAGAACGAAGCCUUGUUUUUCUCCAGUAUGUGAAAAUCAAUCCCUCGAUUCCUCAAUUUUGAUUCAUGUCUAGCAUUCCAAACCAGGUGAAAAUGACGGUGCUUCUUGUGGACUGUGAAUAGGUCAAAUUGCACAAAUUUUACUUUCUAGGUUUUACGGUGUGGUUUAUAGAAACUUAGGCGGUUGGAUUUUGAUUUGAAUUCUGCUAUGGAGUGCAACAAGGACGAGGCUUUGAGGGCUAGAGAAAUUGCUGAAGCUAGAAUGCAAAGAGGUGAAUUUCAAGCGGCUCUCAAGUUUGCUACCAAGGCCAAAAACCUUUAUGCGGAUGUGGAAAACAUCAGCCAUGUUCUUACGAUUUGUGAGGUUCACAAUGCUGCACAGACACAACUCUCUCCCACUGAAAUGGAUUGGUAUGCGAUUCUUCAGAUUGAAAGAUUGGCGGAUGAAACAGCCAUAAAGAAACAGUACAAGAGGCUUGCACUCCUACUUCAUCCUGAUAAGAAUAAGUUUGCUGGUGCAGAAACUGCUUUCAAAUUGGUUGGGCAAGCCAAUGGUGUUUUGAGUGACCAAGCAAAACGUUUUUUGUUUGACAAGAAGUUUGCUGUCUCUGUGAGAGGCCGCCCUGUGCCGAAAUCCGCCGAGUCCAAGAAGAAAGCUGUCCCGAAGACAUUCUGGACAUGUUGCCAACAUUGUAAUACUAAAUACCAGUUCUGCAUGCCGUUUGUGAAUGCAACCAUACGCUGUAAACAGUGUUUAAAGUCAUUUAAAGCUCGUGCUAUUCCUUUGGAAAAUAUCCAGAAGGAGUAUCCAACGCAUGGUUCCCCAAAACCAGCCUCUGAAAGUACUGGUGGAAGAAACCCUGGUGGAGGAGAACAUGGUAGUACGUUUGUGAGGCCAAAUCCCAUGUCUAUGAAAAAAUGUUCUUCUGGCGUUGGGGCUAAUUCUGAAGGUGAAAAGAGUAAAGAUGACUGUGUUCCUCCAUCCACAGGCGCGGAGUCACAAACCUCUAAAAAUGUUGGAAGUAAAAGAGUUAGGCAGUCAGCACCAGAUUCAGGACUUGAUGCAGGGAGAUCUUGUAGACAAAAGCAACAGCAUGUUUGAUGCGUGGAAACUUCUGAAGGUGAGGAUUUUACAGUCCCUUCCAAGGGUAAAAGCUUUUUAUAAGUGCCAACAGUUUUAUUGUACUGAAUUUGAUGCAUCAUGUUGGUAUUACAGUGCACUGAGCAAGGAAAGUAAUUUAGCAUGCUUGUUUGAUUUA